Messenger RNA from Mastomys coucha (southern multimammate mouse), 3451 nucleotides. It is a transcript of the gene Pgm5, whose product is annotated as phosphoglucomutase 5. The record is from RefSeq and is a predicted model, not a curated record. Gene Ontology annotation, cellular component: cytosol; sarcolemma; adherens junction. Bases 98 to 1801 code for a protein of 567 amino acids. Gene Ontology annotation, biological process: striated muscle tissue development; myofibril assembly; carbohydrate metabolic process. Gene Ontology annotation, molecular function: magnesium ion binding; phosphoglucomutase activity. The transcript has 11 exons. Lineage: Eukaryota; Metazoa; Chordata; Mammalia; Rodentia; Muridae.
CAAGGCGGAGCCGGGAGCAAGGCCAGACCGCGGGGGCCCGGGAGGGCGGCAGAUCCCCGAGGCUCCCACAGCCGCGGCAGGACCGGCUAGCGGCGCCAUGGAGGGGAGCCCCAUCCCGGUGCUGACGGUGCCCACUGCGCCCUACGAGGACCAGCGGCCGGCCGGGGGCGGCGGGCUGCGGCGGCCCACAGGGCUCUUCGAGGGCCAGCGCAACUACCUGCCGAACUUCAUCCAGAGUGUGCUGUCCUCCAUCGACCUGCGCGACCGUCAGGGUUGCACCAUGGUGGUGGGCAGCGACGGCAGGUACUUCAGCAGGACGGCCACUGAGAUCGUGGUGCAGAUGGCUGCGGCCAACGGGAUUGGUCGACUGAUUAUUGGGCAGAAUGGCAUCUUGUCGACACCUGCAGUUUCCUGCAUUAUCAGGAAGAUCAAGGCAGCUGGUGGGAUCAUCUUAACAGCCAGCCACUGUCCUGGAGGACCAGGGGGAGAGUUUGGAGUGAAGUUUAAUGUUGCUAAUGGAGGUCCCGCACCAGACACUGUCUCAGACAAAAUCUACCAGAUCAGCAAAACAAUUGAGGAAUAUGCCAUAUGUCCAGAUCUUCGAAUCGACCUAUCUCGACUAGGAAGACAAGAAUUUGACCUGGAGAACAAGUUCAAACCAUUCAGAGUGGAGAUUGUGGACCCUGUUGACAUCUAUCUCAACCUCCUUCGGACUGUCUUUGACUUUAACGCCAUCAAGAGUUUGCUGACGGGGCCUGGUCAAUUGAAGAUCCGUGUUGAUGCUAUGCAUGGAGUUAUGGGACCCUAUGUAAGAAAAGUUCUGUGUGAUGAACUAGGAGCUCCAGCCAACUCCGCAAUAAACUGUGUCCCAUUAGAAGACUUCGGAGGACAGCACCCAGACCCAAACUUGACAUACGCAACCACCCUUCUGGAAGCCAUGAAGGGGGGAGAAUAUGGAUUUGGAGCUGCAUUUGAUGCUGAUGGGGACCGCUACAUGAUCCUUGGCCAAAAUGGCUUCUUUGUGAGUCCCUCAGACUCCCUCGCCAUCAUCGCUGCCAACCUCUCUUGCAUUCCGUAUUUCCGUCAGAUGGGGGUUCGUGGGUUUGGGAGGAGUAUGCCAACCAGCAUGGCUCUGGACAGAGUGGCUAAAUCAAUGAAGGUCCCUGUGUAUGAGACCCCUGCUGGAUGGAGAUUCUUCUCAAAUUUGAUGGACUCCGGACGAUGCUCUCUGUGUGGAGAGGAGAGCUUUGGCACUGGGUCUGAUCACCUCCGAGAGAAAGAUGGCCUCUGGGCUGUCUUGGUCUGGCUGUCCAUUAUUGCUGCCCGGAAACAGAGUGUGGAGGAAAUUGUUAGAGAUCAUUGGGCCAAAUAUGGCCGCCACUACUACUGCAGGUUUGAUUACGAGGGACUGGAGCCCAAGGCAACAUAUUACAUCAUGAGGGAUCUGGAGGCCCUGGUCACAGACAAGUCCUUCAUCGGCCAGCAGUUUGCUGUAGGGAGCCACAUUUACAGUAUUGCAAAGACUGACAGCUUUGAAUAUGUGGACCCUGUGGAUGGCACCGUGACCAAGAAACAGGGCCUGAGGAUCAUUUUCUCGGAUGCAUCACGGCUCAUAUUCCGGCUCAGUUCCUCCAGUGGUGUGCGGGCCACCAUCAGACUGUAUGCAGAGAGCUACGAGAGGGAUCCCAGCGGUCACGACCAGGAACCACAGGCAGUGCUGAGCCCUCUCAUAGCCAUCGCGCUGAAAAUAUCCCAGAUUCACGAGAGAACUGGCCGGAGAGGACCCACCGUCAUCACCUGAGCACAGGGCAGCAGAGCACUCCCGAGAGAUGCUUCACCAUGCCUUCUUGCUUCCUGUUUGUGCCUCUUAGGACUUUGGAAAAACAAAAGCUAUUUUGCUGUUGGGGUGGGGAGUAAAAGGAGGGUGGGGAUGGGGGGGAAGUACCCCUUUUGUUUUGAUUUGUCCAGUCUUCCAAAUGCAGCAGGGUCUUUAGUUGUCUGCCAGAACUUCACUACUGUUUAAUACCUAGACUUCAUCACACUAAGUACUUCUCUUUUUGAGAAAGAUAGGUAACCUGGGGAACUAUUAAUCACAGCCCCUGUAUAUUUCUGGUGUCUUGUGAGAAAAGAUUCUGAGAGAAAGGGGACCGAGAGAGAGAGAGAGAGAGAGAGAGAGAGAGAGAGAGAGAGAGAGAAAAUUAGACUGACCCCUAAGUUCUAAGGGCUUUGGGCAGGCAGAAGACCUCACCAACAUAGAGGAAGAAUCACUUGCAUCCUUAUUCAGAUCUACCAUGGUGAAAGGUUUCUAACUUCUAGGAGACACCCCCCUCCCACCUGCCAUCCAAUGGCCAUGCUUCCCAGCCUGCCAACAUCUCUGCACCGCCUCUUUUACUCUUCUAGGGUUUUCUGUGAUUCACAAUGACACACCUCCAACAAGACAUAUAAAGUUUCCUUUCUUUUAUUUUACAUGUAGUAUUCAUUUAGCUACCAAGCUGGCUGCAUUCCUCUGAAUGUAGCCAUUUCCAGUACAGGUACAGGUUGGGAAGGGUUUUCUAGAAAGGACUAAAAAUGAGGGGGAAGCUUUCUUGAUUAUGUCACAGAGGCCAGUAUAUGAGUUUAUACAAAUCCUCCCAGGAAGAAUACCAGCACGUGUUCUGAUCUUGCUCACAGUGGCCGGAUAAAGGAGAGCAGAAGGGGCUGGAGUAUUGAAUGGGCUAGUUGUGGGCCCAGUGAGACAGAGAGGUGGAUUGUCACAACUGGCUUUCUUUGCCUGGGAGGGAAAGGGACCUGGCAGCUCCAGCAGGCACGUGGACUAGGGCAGAGUCCUCAGCCAGGCACGGGAUGUGUUUGCUUAUGUUUGUCUCCCUUGGGAACUGCAGGUUUGCUUAUCACACCGUUUGAGGAGGUGACCUAGUGGCCCUUUACUGUUGAGCAAGGCAUGAUUGCUGUCAUCAAGGUCAGUGCAGUAAGGAAACAUUUCCAGUAAGGUGUUUGUUUCCAUUUUUCUCUCUGUGCUUCUGUCAAAAAAAUACUUGCUAGGACAUUUAGGAGUCGAUGAAAUAGAAUUUCCUUAUUUUAACCUCCAUAGUAGAUUGUGGGCCUCAGCUCCUUUGUGCCUCUUGUGGCUUUGCAAUUCCAGAAGUAGCCACCUGUACUGAUAAAUCAGCUUCUUAGAACACUGGCACGACUGUUGUUCUGAUGACUUGGCAAACGAAUUCUGAAAAUAGGACGGGGGCAGAGAAUGGAAUUGUUCAAAAUCAGUUUUGGGACUCAACAAAAACUAAAAUGGGAUCUAGACAUUCACCGUAACAGGGUUUACCUCAGAAUAAGAAGAAGGUGACUUUUAGCUGAGAUUUUUUUUUUUUUAAGUUAUAAAAAGUAUGUCACGCAUGGAAAAGUUUUGCCUUAUGGCUUUCAUUCUCAUUAUCUCUGGAGUAAAGGUCCCUGAUAA